Oreochromis aureus is the source of this 2049-nucleotide messenger RNA. It is a transcript of the gene cep70, whose product is annotated as centrosomal protein 70. NCBI's taxonomy places the organism in Eukaryota, Metazoa, Chordata, Actinopteri, Cichliformes, Cichlidae. Gene Ontology annotation, molecular function: gamma-tubulin binding. Gene Ontology annotation, cellular component: centrosome. Gene Ontology annotation, biological process: cilium assembly; regulation of microtubule cytoskeleton organization. The transcript has 12 exons. Bases 618 to 1751 code for a protein of 377 amino acids. The record is from RefSeq and is a predicted model, not a curated record.
GAAAAGAAAAAAACACGGCUCGCGUCGUUCACUUCAAAGAGUCGGCUCUAAGAGCCGUUUCGUUCGCGACCGACACAUCACUACAUCGCGCACUUAUUUGAAUGACGGAAGGAGCAUAUUUUCUGUAUGAGAUGACUGAAAAUGAGCAAAGUGUACAUCAACAGCUGGUAACUUGUACUAAAAUUAUCGGUACCAGCCUUCUUUGUUCACUACAUUAAUAUUUGCUAAGCUAACGUUCAGGGCCAACGCUAACUUGUUAGCUACUAGUGCUGCUAACACUGCCUGUGCCUGUUUGCUUGAUUAGGAUUAUAUUUUUAACUGGACGUUUAUUUAUCGACUUUUUACAGGAAGUACUUACAGUAAGGACUUAAUUUAACCACUUUAGGAAGUCUAAGGUGAAUGAAUGUGGUUUGGCUGAUUAAAGAAUACAUUAAACGAAGAUUACCAAGUUGUGUUGAGACGCCAAAAGAAGAGCUUUUCACUGAAGCCCUUUGGACACUUGUUGAUUUCUUUCUGUAGACUGAACCGAUGAAACAGAUCCCGCCGAGAAUAAGAGUCCUGCAGAUUUGGUCCUUCUGGACAAGAAGUCAGCUGCUGAGCUGAGGACAACUCUGAGGAUGAUGCUCACAGACUCCGAGAGAAGGCAGGCCCUGAUCCAAGAGCUUGUUAUGUCCAACAACCAGCUCAAAAUGGAGGUUCAGGAGCACAUGAGCCGAGCAGCUCAGCAGUCUCAGGCAGUCCAGCAGCACAGCCACACACAGCAACUGCAGAAGGAAAAACUGGAAGCACAUAGACGGUGUGAGGUUCUAGAGCAAAAGCUGUUGAAACAGAAAGAGGAGGCAACCCAGCUUCAGAGGAAACUCCAUUUCAUCACCAAAAAAGAAGAGCAGCGAUUGGCUUUGCAGCGUCAAACCUCCCAGCAGAGGUCUCCUGCAGAUCAACAAGGUAACUUCCUGUCGAGCUCGCCAAAACAAGACGGCACAGCUGAGAUUAGCGAGCUUAUCAGUGACCCAGCCAAGGAAGCCAGGCUGUGUGUCUACUAUCAUCAUCUGUUGAAUGAGAUAAGUGCAGUUGUAGCUGAUCAUAAAGCUCCUUUGAGAGUGCACAAACUGGAGCGGUCUGACUUCCAGGAUGUCCUGUCUACACUGAAAGUGUGGGCAGAGCAGCUCGAUCUGCUGAAGGGUCUUCAGUGCCGUUUAAAAGAACUGUCUGUCAGACUAAUGCCCUUACAACCAUGUGAUGGUGGUUAUAACACUGACGAAGGAGCAGAGGUUGGAGACAUGAUGCUGCUUGUAGACGCCAUGCUGGAAAAUGCCUCAGCUGAUGAUAAGGUCCUCAGAAGCCCCACUCGACACACUCUGGAGUCCAUGGUGUCUCAUUUUCAGAAGCUGUUUGACGUCACGUCUCUGAGAGGAGUGUACCCCCGUAUGAAUGAGAUCUACACUAAACUGGGAGAGAUGACCAAUGCCAUGAGGAACCUUCGAGAUAUUCUUGAUCUAGACUGUAGUGUUUCUCCUGCUGAAGUUGUGAAACAUGUGUCCAGACUGGUGUCCUCCACUGAAAGCAUGGCGAGGUUCCCUGAGCUGCUGGGAGACAUUGAUAUUGACAGCAUCAUCAUGAAGGUGAAACAGCACGAGGAAUUCUUCCCUGCUUUCCAUGCCCUGGUUACAGGAAUCUUACAGACUCUAGGAGUGAGCCACCUAGACGACAUCCUGCCAGCUCUGAAGGCUUUGACAGAAACAGCACAGUGACCUGGAUCAGCUUCUUGUUUUUAGUCAAACAUCUAUAUUAUAAGCUGCCUUGAAAGCAUGGCUGAUACUGUUUUCACCUCUGUGUGGAUGAUGCCAACAGGUUUUUACACUUUUGAUACUUUACCAUUGUAAACUUGACAGGAGUAGAUGAGUUAAAGGCACGACGUGAUGGUGGUGGUGCCAUAGGAGGUGUGGUCUCUGAAAAUCAUGUCAGUACUUGUGUUUGACAUGUGUACAUAGCUGUAACAAAAGCAGGUCCCAAAUAUGGGAGGAAUAAAGCAUUUGUCAGUUAUUAGCA